AUCUGGCAACCCUAGUUCGCGAGAGACGAUCACACACACACAGAGCUCGUUCAGGAACAGCUUUAAGACACAUCUUAGUGCGCCCUGCGACGGGUUUCAAAACACAUUUCUGACAAUGUCGAAGCAUGCUGUGGUUCAGUUCGGUGUCGUUUACGCGUUACUGUUUCCAGGGGUCUUUGGGUUUGUUCCCUCUCCAACAAACGUCAGUGUUGUUUGUCACAAUUUUGUGAAUGUCCUCUACUGGAACUACAGUAACCCAACUGAACAGAUGAAAUUUGCCAUAAAAGUUGAACCUUAUGAAAGUCCUUCCCAAACAGUGGACACCUCUCAGACGUACCUUGAUAUCAGCAGCUACAGCACAGAUGUGGAAGAUGAUUACUUGGUGUUGCUGACAGCACAUGAUGGGCAAGAGAAAUCAGAAAACGUCUCCAUUAGAUUCACCUACAGCAAAGACUAUUUUGAUGAGAACAAACAUAAAUAUAAAUGCUCUUUGGACUUUCCAGCUGUGAAUACAUCUGUCCACAAAGAUGUGAUCGAAGUGUCCUUUCAGCACCCUUUCAAGCUUUAUAAGCAAGAGAUUAUGAAUGAUGAAUUUACGUACACAAUCACACAUGAUGAGCAAAUGGUAGAAUACUCAUGUUUUGAGGAUGAGGAUCUGUGCAAUGCAGAAGUCCACUUUAACCAAAGCGUUGCUGGACAGUGUGUGGAGCUGAAGCUUGAAGGGGUGAUUGCUGGGAUUCCUUCAUAUACCUACAGCAACGUUUGUGUCCCUCAGCCGACGCCUGAGACCGAAGAUUCUGCGAUUUCGAGCCAUAUAAAAGACAAAACGGGAUUAAUCGCAGCUCUGAUAGGCGUAGGAACCAUUGUGCUCUUCAUUACCAUGGGCUUUGUGUGGCUGCUCUGCAGGAAGUGGUCCAAAAUACCCAAAAUUCCUGCAUUUUUGCGGAACGUCAUACCCGGCCAGUCUCCUACAACCCAACCCGAGCCGACCCCCAUUUCUAAAAUGACACCUCAGGGACACACACCCCUACUGACAGACUCCUUUAGUUAUGAUUCCUUCCCCAGUUCCCCAACUGAGAAAGACUGCAAAGAAAACACUAUCCUCGAUGACACCGUAGUGGAUCUCCCUGUGGUCUCUGAAGAGGACAUGGAGGGUGAAGACUUUGAAGGCUUUGGCAGUUCGUCUGACUAUGACAGACCUAAAUUCCUGCAGGAGAUGAGUCCAGGGGACUUUACUGAGGGAUACGGCCCUCGACCUCCAGUGAUCUAGGUCUGAACGUGUGUAAGAAUGAUACUAGCAAGUGUUUGCAUUUCUUGUGGAAAGACAGCUUGUUCACACCAAGUCCUUGUAAUAAUUUUUUGUUCCAUUAACUAUUUCACACACUGAUCAGAAGACUUGUGUUGUGUGCACAGAAACAAAGCUACAUUAUAAUCAAAGCUGUGUACAAUGCAGGCAGUGACAUCUGGUUUCCACCGUGCAGAGGGUUCGGUUGUGGUGAGAGCGAUCCCGUAUGGUUGUGAUGAGCUGCACUGACAGGGUUAACUACAGCCUUGGCGAGUUUCAAAAAAGUGUUGAAACAUACGCUGUGAAGAUGUUUUUCAUGACAUUUGCAGACAUUUUCAGUAAUGCAGUGUUAAAGUGUCCUUGUUACACAUUAUACGUGUACUUGCUCUUAUAAUAACGAUAAAUUAUGCAUAAUUGCAUGCAAGUGACCCUAAUCCUAACCAUAUACUAAGUACAUGUAGUUAAUUUAUAUUACUCUUAUAAUACUUAAUAUAAUAUAAUAUAAUAAACAGUGUUGGGGGUAACGCAUUACAAGUAACGCGAGUUCUGUAAUCCGAUUACUUUUAUUAAAGUAACGCAUUACUUUUUAAUUUACAAGAAAAUAUCUGAGAUACUUUUUCGAAAAAGUGACGCUAGUUACUUUGUUUUCCCAUUUAUUGAUUGACAGGUCUCCUGUCCCCAUAUUGGGAGAAAUCAGAAGUACAGAGACGCUGUGUGAACAUGUAGUUCUAGAUUAAAUAUGAAUGUGCAUUAAUUCAUCCCCCAAAAAAAUUAUUUAGUAUUCAUCAAAAGAAAUUAAUGCAAAAUUGACACAAACCUGCAAUAAUUAAAUUUAAAUAGCACAAAUGUUUCUAAUCCCAUUUUAUUAACUAAUGUCUUUGCUGCUGACCUUUGAUGAUCCAGUUCAACCAUACUAAUUGGCAAAACAGACUUUAUAGAAACUAACAAUUGUGCCUUUUUUUGUUUUUGUUUUCUUUUUUGCUGAAGAGUGUUGAACCUUCUUCUCCUGUGUUCUGCUGUACAGACGUGAAUUUACUUUUCCUUCAGCCUGAUGUUUAUUCAUUACACUUUUUGGUGUGAAAAGGCUUUUACAUUUGCUAUAAAUAGAAUUUCUUAUAUUAAAAACAACCAAGCCCUGCUCUUAUAGUGAAAAAGUAACACAAAAGUAAUGUAACGUAUUACUUUCCAUAAAAAGUAACUAAGCGCUUCUCUAAUUAAAAUGAUUUAAUAAAUACCUGUUUAUUUUUAGCACUUAUUCGGACAUACAGCGCAGAGCCAUGACCACUAUAUGGAAGAGCAAGCCUGUAAGCCCAUAAAAUAAUGCCAAAAACCGCCUCUAUGAAAACGAGAAUUAAGUUGUAAAACCUGCAAUCCAUUGCUUAACGGCUACGAUGAAUGGAGACUAUCUUGUGUUUUUCCAUGGGUGCUCAAUCAUUUCAUAGGCUCCUAUGCUUAAAUGUAUAACUACAAUGUAACAAGGACACCUUAAAAUAACGUGUAACCACAUUUUCUACAAUCCUAAAAUACAGUUUUAAAUUUAGGUACACCUAAAGUAUACCUGUAAACACUGUAAAAAUCAACACAGAAAAUGAACAUGGUACAUUGCGCUACAUUUCCACUCGAUUUAAAACUGCAUUAGCUUUUCAACAGUAAAACACAUCUUGCACAUACCUGUCAGUUAAAUGCUUUGGUGAGGCCUCUCUAGCAUGUGAGGAACAUAAACUGCUUGUGUAUGUGCAUUUGAGCCAUGACUCUACUGUUUUUCAUAAGGGUAUAUUGCAGGUUGUUACUAUUAUUCUUGAUUUCAUGAAAACACGUGUCAUAGCAUGCAUUUACAUCAUAGGUGAAUGACCUGCUGGAUUCAGUGCUGCUGUACUUUAAAAUUGGAAAAUUUGCCAAGGUGAAUAUAUUACAUGAUUGUCACUAUAUGCACACUUACAGUAUUGUUCAAAAUAAUAGCAGUACAAUGUGACUAACCAGAAUAAUCAAGGUUUUUAGUAUAUUUUUUAUUGCUAAGUGGCAAACAAGUUACCAGUAGGUUCAGUAGAUUGUCAGAAAACAAAUGAGACCCAGCAUUCAUGAUAUGCACGCUCUUAAGGCUGUGCAAUUGGGCAAUUAGUUGAAAGGGGUGUGUUCAAAAAAAUAGCAGUGUCUACCUUUGACUGUACAAACUCAAAACUAUUUUGUACAAACAUUUUUUUUUUUCUGGGAUUUAGCAAUCCUGUGAAUCACUAAACUAAUAUUUAGUUGUAUGACCACAGUUUUUUAAAAUCUGUGUGGCAUGGAGUCAACCAACUUGUGGCACCUCUCAGCUGUUAUUCCACUCCAUGAUUCUUUAACAACAUUCAUUCACAUUUCUUGGUUUUGCUUCAGAAACAGCAUUUUUGAUAUCACCCCACAAGUUCUCAAUUGGAUUAAGGUCUGUAGAUUGGGCUGGCCACUCCAUAACAUUAAUUUUGUUGGUUUGGAACCAAGACUUUGCCCGUUUACUAGUGUUUUUUGGGUCAUUGUCUUGUUGAAACAACCAUUUCAAGGGCAUGUCCUCUUCAGCAUAGGGCAACAUGACCUCUUCAAGUAUUUUAACAUAUGCAAACUGAUCCAUGAUCCCUGGUAUGCGAUAAAUAGGCCCAACACCAUAGUAGGAGAAACAUGCCCAUAUCAUGAUGCUUGCACCUCCAUGCUUCACUGUCUUCACUGUGUACUGUGGCUUGAAUUCAGAGUUUGGGGGUCGUCUCACAAACUGCCUGUGGCCCUUGGACCCAAAAAGAACAAUUUUACUCUCAUCAGUCCACAAAAUGUUCCUCCAUUUCUCUUUAGGCCAGUUGAUGUGUUCUUUGGCAAAUUGUAACCUCUUCUGCACAUGCCUUUUUUUUAACAGAGGGACUUUGCGGGGGAUUCUUGAAAUAGAUUAGCUUCACACAGACGUCUUCUAACUGUCACAGUACUUACAGGUAACUCCAGACUGUCUUUGAUCAUCCUGGAGGUGAUCAUUGGCUGAGCCUUUGCCAUUCUGGUUAUUCUUCUAUCCAUUUUGAUGGUUGUCUUCCGUUUUCUUCCACGUCUCUCUGGUUUUGCUCUCCAUUUUAAGGCAUUGGAGAUCAUUUUAGCUGAACAGCCUAUCAUUUUUUGCACCUCUUUAUAGGUUUUCCCCUCUCUAAUCAACUUUUUAUUCAAAGUACGCUGUUCUUCUGAACAAUGUCUUGAACGACCCAUUUUCCUCAGCUUUCAAAUGCAUGUUCAACAAGUGUUGGCUUCAUCCUUAAAUAGGGGCCACCUGAUUCACACCUGUUUCUUCACAAAAUUGAUGACCUCAGUGACUGAAUGCCACACUGCUAUUUUUUUGAACACACCCCUUUCAACUAAUUCAACUAAUUGCCCAAUUGCACAGCCUUAAGAGCGUGCAUAUCAUGAAUGCUGGGUCUCAUUUGUUUUCUGAGAAUCUACUGAACCUACUGGUAACUUGUUUGCCACGUAACAAUAAAAAAAUAUACGAAAAACCUUGAUUAUUCUGGUUAGUCACAUUGUACUGCUAUUAUUUUGAACAAUACUGUAUAGUCAGUGGUUUAUUGUAACAUCUGUGAAGUGUUUGCUGUGAUAACCCCAUAUGUUUAAGCAGGCUACAGUUAAAAUCUACCAGGCGCUUAAAUAUAAUCUUACAGCUCUCUUGCUAAAAAUAUUACACAUUGUAGAUAGUAUAAAUAGAACAGCAUUACUCUGAAUGACUCAUGAGGAAACCUUUCAUGAUAAAGGGAAAAGGGAAAAGUGUUGUUACUUUUUAGUAUAUAGGAAAAUGUCAACAUGCAAGUUCAGGGGCAAUAAAAAAAAAAAAAAAAUAAUAAUAAUUUAGUUUUUUUUGUUUGUUUUUGAAGCAAAUUUGCACUUAAUCAAAAUUGAUUGCACUCCUGGCCUUAAUAAUUUUUCAUGUGUAUGUGUCAAGUUUCUUUACUGCAUUCUUUUCUAAUGUAAUUUUCUUUUUUAACUUUAACUUGACAAUUGUAUAUCAUGUAUGUUAGAUGUUCAUGUGCUUUUACACAUUUCAUUCACAAUAAAGUAAUUGGCUGGCUGCAUCAUUA
Molecule: messenger RNA, 5358 nt
Organism: Carassius gibelio (silver crucian carp)
Lineage: Eukaryota; Metazoa; Chordata; Actinopteri; Cypriniformes; Cyprinidae
Product: interferon gamma receptor 1-like
Exons: 8
Coding region: 116-1270 (384 amino acids)
Molecular function (GO): protein binding
Source: RefSeq, a predicted model, not a curated record